UUGUCCAACAAAUUAUUUUGAUAAAAAAUCCAUGUCCCCAUAUUGAUCGAGGGAAAAAAUAAUUGAUGUCAUUAAUAACUAAAAAAAUGCAAAUGGGAUGCAAAUUCUUGCUAAUGAAUGGUAUAUCCAGCACACCUUGUGUGGAAGGUGACUACCUAACCAACUCAAUCAAGUUCAUUCUUUACACUCCAUAGCAGUACUACUAAAUUUUUAGAAAUUUUAUAAUAUUGUUACUUGUCUACCUCAACUACCUAUCAGAUCCGCUCCUGCAUGUCCCACCUCAUCUUCAUAUAAGAAAAGGGGAGCUCAUUAUACAUUCAUGAUCAAAAUCUUUUUAAGAACAUAGGUAAAAUAUGGAUACUCAUGAAACAUAUGAAAAACCAAGAAAAGGAGCUCAUGUUUUAGUAUUUCCAUACCCUUUACAAGGCCACAUUAACCCAAUGCUUCAAUUCUCUAAACGUUUAGCUUCCAAAGGCCUUAAAAUCACCAUUAUCACUACAACCACCAUUCCAAAUCAUAUUUCUUCUUCUCAAUCACAAUCCAAUCCUUCUUCCCUAGAUUUUUUAAGAAUUUUCGAUGGUUACGAGGGUGAACCCGACAAACGUAACUUUGAUGAAUACAUUAAUCUAUUAAAGGUUUCAACUUCACGUAGUUUACAUGAACUACUUGAAUAUUACAACCAAAAUAAAAUGGAUAUUUACCCGGGUCCAAAUAUGGUUAUAUACGACUCUUUUAUGCCUUGGGUGUUACAAGUUGUUAAAAAUUGUGGGUUUCAAGGGGCCCCAUUUUUUACCCAAUCAUGUUUGGUUAAUUCUAUUUAUUAUUAUGCUUAUAAAGGUGAUUUGAUUAGUCCAUUUUGUGGGUCGGAUCUUGUGUCCUUGCCUUCGGUUGGAUCUUUGUUACGGGUCCAUGAUUUGCCUACUUUUGUUUCUUAUCCUACCUUAUAUCCAGAGAAAUUGGUGAAGCUUUUGUUGGAUCAAUUUUCUAAUUUGGAGGAUGUCUCCUUUGUGUUUAUCAAUACUGUGGAUGUGUUGGAGAGUAAGGUCUUAGAGUGUAUGGCAAGACUAUGGCCGGUGAAAACAAUAGGACCAUGUAUCCCUUCAAUGUACUUGGACAAAUGCUUACAAGAUGAUAAAGAUUAUGGACUAAGUCUUUUGGAGCCUCAGAUAGAUGUAUGUAUUAAAUGGCUAAAUACAAGAGAAACUUGCUCUGUGGUGUAUGUAUCAAUGGGUAGUUUGGCUUCGCUAGGAAGUGAACAAAUGAAACAAAUAGCUAAUGCUUUGGUGAAAAGCAAAAAAUAUUUUUUAUGGGUUGUUAGGCCUUCAGAAGAGAAUAAGCUUCCGCUGAAUUUCAAGGAGAACACAUCGAAAAGAGGUCUAAUCGUUAAUUGGUGCCCUCAGCUUGAGGUAUUAAGUCAUAUUGCCUUAGCCUGUUUCGUGACUCAUUGUGGAUGGAAUUCGAUAUUAGAAGCUAUUAGUUUGGGAGUACCGAUUGUUGGAUUUCCACAAUGGACGGAUCAACCAACCAACGCAAAAUGUAUUGUUGAAUUUUGGAAGAUUGGAGUCAAGGUGAGGGUUGAUGAGAAGGGAUUUUUAAGUAGUAAUGAACUAGAGUUUUGCAUUAGAGAGGUGAUGGAAGGGGAACAUGCAAAAGAGUUCAAAAGUAAUGCAAAUAAGUGGAAGCUACUCACUACACAUGCAAUGGAACAAUGUGGUACCUCUAAUAGGAACAUUGAAGAAUUUGCUUCCACUUUGUUAUCCCCCUCACUUUAAGAUACAAUUAUAUUACUACUUUAUUAAUAUUUAUAUUUAUGUUGUACUUCAAUGAACAA
This is a messenger RNA of Amaranthus tricolor (Joseph's coat), 1831 nucleotides long. Its product is annotated as mogroside IE synthase-like. The coding region runs from base 354 to 1772 and encodes 472 amino acids. The transcript is spliced from 2 exons. Lineage: Eukaryota; Viridiplantae; Streptophyta; Magnoliopsida; Caryophyllales; Amaranthaceae. Gene Ontology annotation, molecular function: UDP-glycosyltransferase activity. The record is from RefSeq and is a predicted model, not a curated record.